UUUUUUUUUUGGUAAUGCAUGUAAGCACUGGUUUCCAUCGGCGGAGAAGAAAAAUGUCCGUUAAUACAUGUUAUAUUGUUGGACACGCUUCUCUGGCUCUGCAGAUUCGUGUCUGAAAAUGAAGCGUAGCUUGGGUUCCAAAUCCUCGAACAACAGCAGCAGCAGCAGUAACACGAAGGCGAAGAAGAAAAAGACGACGAGCAACCAGAAAACUCUAGGCGUCGCAUGGGGCGCCGCUUCUCUCUCUUCCUCUCGCUCUUCUUUUCGCUCCUCCCCUUUCUCCGAUUUCGGAAGUUACAUGUCAGAGAAGAACCGGAAACUUCAUAAUCAAUUCGAUGCUGAAGCUUCUACUGAUUUUUAUGGCGUUUCUGGUUCUGAGAAUUUAAUUUUUCAGGGGGUUUCGAUCUUUGUGGAUGGUUUCACCGUUCCCUCCAGUCAGGAAUUACGAGGUUACAUGUUGAAAUAUGGGGGAAGAUUCGAGAACUACUUUUCUAGACGCUCCGUAACACAUAUCAUCUGUAGCAAUCUUCCUGAUAGUAAAAUCAAGAAUCUGAGGUCAUUCAGCAGAGGCCUACCUGUGGUGAAACCCACAUGGAUAUUGGACUCCAUAUCUGCCAAAAGACUUCUGAGCUGGGUUCCUUACCAGCUAGAUCAACUGACUGAUGCCCAACCAAAGUUGUCUGCAUUUUUUGCUCCAAAAAGCCAUUCGGUUCCUGAGGUGGUUUCGACGGAUAUGACUUGUCAGCCAACAAGUAGAUUUUGUGAUAUACGCAUGAAUGAGGCUGAAGUUGCCAAUUUAUUCAGAGCAGCAAAGUUCGGAGAAGGAAGAGAACAUGAAAAUGAUGAAACUGAUGGUGUGUACCUUGAGAUCACUACUCGAGAAAGGAUGGACCCUGCAAUAUCUGGUGAUAGGAAAUCUUCUGAAUUAAAUUCAGAAGAGCUAGAUUAUUGUGGCAUAGAAGAAAAAGAGGUUAAUAGUGAUUUCCCAUCAUGCAGUGAGCACCCUCCUGCUUCCACCAACAUAUCUUUCUGUGAGAACGAUACUAAUGAUGACAUAUCUACUGCAACUACUGCUGUUUGCUCUAAAAGGCGCCACUCAACUCUUGAGGAUCCCAAUUUUGUGGAGAACUACUUUAAGAGUUCGAGACUGCAUUUUAUUGGUACCUGGAGAAAAAGAUACCGUAAACGAUUCCACGGCUCUUCUGAUGGGCUCAAAAGCACAGAUUCUGGACAUAACGCAGUUGGAAGCCCCAAAAAGACAGCUUUUAUCCACAUUGACUUAGAUUGCUUCUUUGUGUCAGUUGUAAUCAAGAACUGUCCUGAACUACAGGACAAGCCAGUAGCAGUGUGUCAUUCAGAUAAUCCAAAAGGGACUGCUGAAAUAUCCUCUGCGAAUUAUCCAGCGCGGGCUUAUGGAGUAAAAGCAGGAAUGUUUGUUAGAAAUGCAAAAGACCUUUGUCCUCAGCUUAUCAUUGUUCCAUACAACUUUGAAGCUUAUGAAGAGGUGGCUGAUCACUUUUAUGACAUCUUACAUAAGCAUUGUCGAAAAGUUCAGGCGAUAAGCUGUGAUGAAGCAUUUUUAGAUGUCUCGGACUUGGAUGAUGUCGAUCCUGAGAUUUUAGCCUCAAUGAUAAGAAAAGAAGUCUUUGAGACUACUGGAUGCAGUGCGAGCGCAGGGAUAGGCAGUACUAUGCUAAUGGCUCGUCUUGCUACUAGAACUGCCAAACCAGCUGGUCAAUUUCACAUUCCUUCUGAUAAGGUGGAUGAGUACUUGGAUCAACUUCCUGUUGAUGUACUUCCUGGUGUAGGUUAUGUCUUGAAGGAAAAGCUAAAGAAACAUAAUAUCCAGACCUGCAGCCAAUUACGUUUGGUUUCCAAGGAUUCUCUUCAGAAGGAUUUUGGAAUGAAAACUGGCGAGAUGCUGUGGAGCUAUAGUAGAGGACUAGAUCAUCGGUCAGUUAGGACAGUUCAGGAGAACAAGUCUAUAGGUGCUGACGUGAAUUGGGGCGUACGGUUUAGGAAUCAGCAAGAUAUUCAACACUUCCUUCAAUGCCUUUGCAAGGAGGUCUCUUUGCGUUUGCAAGGAUGUGAAAUGCUUGGACGCACUUUCACACUUAAGAUAAAAAAGAGGAGAAAAGAUGCUGCAGAACCUGCAAAGUACAUGGGUUGUGGGGACUGUGACAAUCUGAGCCGCUCCAUCACGGUUCCUGUUGCUACCGAUGAUGUAGAAGUACUUCAGAGGAUAUCAAAGAAGUUGUUUGGGUCAUUUUUCUUGGAUGUUAAGGAGAUUCGUGGGGUCGGGCUUCAAGUUUCGAAGCUUGAAAGUGUAGAUUCCUCUAAAAGAGGUUCAACGAGGACUCUGGAAUCAUACCUCAGCUUUGUUUCUGCCCAAACUGAACAACGUGUUAACAGUAGAGCUGCUAAAGUUGGAGGUAGCUCAGCAGAUUGUGAGAGACAUGUGACUGCUGAUGAUACUCGAGUAGGAGAAUCUGAUCGAGCAGAAUCCUCAAUUCAGACGAGUGAAAUCCAUUCAUUUAGUGAGAAUCAGGCUUCAUCUGUUCCACCAUUGUGUCACCUCGACAUGGAAGUUCUAGAGAGUCUUCCUUCGGAAGUUGUGGCAGAAUUAGAUCAAACCUAUGGUGGGAAAUUAGUCGGGUUGAUUGAGAAAAGAAGAGGAAAAGGGAAAACGAAAAGCAAUUCUUCACUCGUUUCACUAGAUGAUGUCAAGAGUGCAAACUCUCUACCAUCUAAGAUGUGCAGCCUAAGUACACACGAAGAAGAGGAAUGUGAAGAACCUCGGCAGGGAAUCUCUAGUGAACCCACUAUCGAAAUGGCUGAUUUAAUGCCUUUAUCAUUUAGUCAAGUGGACAUAUCUGUUUUACAAGAACUACCUGAAGAUUUGAGAGCUGGUUUACUGGGUGCACUUCCUGCCCACAGGAAGCAACACUCACCUUCAGAUACUCCUACCAUGGAGACCGAACAUGAUAAGGAGCCAGUAGAAGUGGGUGAGGCACAGAACGAGAUUGGAUUCUCGGAUAAGAAUCUCUGGAUUGGGAAUCCUCCUAUCUGGGUCGAGAAAUUCAAAGUUAGUAGUCAUCAUAUAUUGAAGAAUGUUUCAGAAAUGUAUUGCAAGUUAGUGGUUCAGUCAAGACCAAAAUUAUCAUCCAUCCUGCAGCAUGCUAUUUUCUCAAUCUCAAGUUCAUAUGACUCAAGUGCCAAUGAUCUGGAGGAAGCUUUGUACAAUGUCUGUGAACUUCUGAGGCAGUAUAUUAAGCUCAAGAUAGAAGGAGAUAUCGAGGAGAUAUAUCUUUGCUUCCGCCUUUUGAAAAGGCUAGCUUUGAGGUGCCAAUUUUUCCUGCAAGUCUACGAGAUUGUCUCUCCUUUUCUUCAGGCUUGUAUUGGUGAAAACUAUGGUGGAAACUUGAAUAUAUCUUGAAGGAGAUAUUUCUUCAGCAACAACGAUGUUACUAUGAUUUACUCGGCAGUUUGGUUGGGAUCCUGAAGAGCUGGAUGGGUUGAACUGGACCUGGUGGUUUGAUCUUACCGGAAAACGGGUCUACAUUAAGUGGAAGAAGAGAUUCUUACGAUACCCGUAGAGGCGAGAAUGGACAGGUUUAUGAACGGUGAAUGCAGAGGAGAAAGCAUGUGGAAUUCUGCCCGGCAGGGGAGCAUUUUCGACAAUCACAUUCUUGCAUUAGAAGCCUACAGCAGUACAGGAAGUCGCAGAAAAUGGCUUCAACUUCAAGAUCGCUUUCAUGACAGCAAGAUUUGUCGGGAUAAAGAGAUUCAGAGGUCAGGGGAGCAGAUUCAGAAGCCACUGCUGAAGCCUGCGGCCUUGUCUUUUAGCUCAUCUCAUCAUGGUUGUCUUGUCUGGGUGUUAAAAAAACAAAACCACUGUUGUGUGAGGGAAUGACCCAUUUUCAUGACCGACCCUCGUAAAUGAAAAUGAUGAAUACAACACGUUGAUUUUUGUU
Molecule: messenger RNA, 3974 nt
Organism: Tarenaya hassleriana
Lineage: Eukaryota; Viridiplantae; Streptophyta; Magnoliopsida; Brassicales; Cleomaceae
Product: DNA repair protein REV1
Exons: 24
Coding region: 68-3436 (1122 amino acids)
Biological process (GO): error-free translesion synthesis; error-prone translesion synthesis
Cellular component (GO): nucleus
Molecular function (GO): deoxycytidyl transferase activity; DNA-directed DNA polymerase activity; damaged DNA binding
Source: RefSeq, a predicted model, not a curated record